Messenger RNA from Uloborus diversus, 1429 nucleotides. Its product is annotated as cytochrome b-c1 complex subunit 2, mitochondrial-like. Gene Ontology annotation, molecular function: metal ion binding. NCBI's taxonomy places the organism in Eukaryota, Metazoa, Arthropoda, Arachnida, Araneae, Uloboridae. The record is from RefSeq and is a predicted model, not a curated record. Gene Ontology annotation, cellular component: mitochondrion.
UCUUCAAAUAACCAUACUGCAUUUGCCUUAACGAGAAACCUGGAACUUAAUGGCUCAAAGCUUUCUAUUGAAUCUACGAGAGAACAUAUGCUCUACACUUUGCAGUGUAAUCGAGAUGAAGUUGACUCGGGCCUUGGAGUUCUUGCUGACAUAGUAACUCAACCAGCUUUUAAAGAAUGGGAAGUAAAUGAUUCUGUCCCACGAAUGAAUGUGGAUUUAGCUAUGUAUGAAAAUAGUCCCGAGGCUGUGCUUAUGGAAAAUCUCCAUAAAGUUGCAUUCAGGGGAGGUCUUGACAAUUCACUUUACAGCCCAAGGUUUAUGGUUGGAAAGCAUAACUCAACAAUGUUGCAUGACUUUGUUAAGUCAAAUUACCUUGCAUCUCGAACCUCUGUGGUGGGCGUCGGCAUUAAUCAUGAUCAUCUUCAAAGCAAAAUUGACCAGUUAUUUAAUUUACACAGUGCUGGUUCUACUACUGGUCAACAGGUUUCAAAGUUUGCUGGAGGUGAAAUUCGAGUUGAAGCUGAUAUUCCAUUUGUACAAGCUGCAAUAGUUGCAGAAGGAGCAGGGCUUUCCAAUGUAAAAGAUGCAUUAAGUUUAGGUGUUUUACAAUGCAUUUUGGGAACUGGUUCACACAACAAACUUAGUAGUGGAAAGUAUUCCAUACUUGGUGAAGCUGCAGCAAAAUGCACUCAAAAUCCUUUUGCUGUUUCAAGUUUGAAUAUCAAUUAUGCUGAUACUGGGAUGUUUGGUUUUUAUGUCGUUGGUCAUCCAAAUGACAUGUCUGCAUUAGUGAAAUCCAUUGCCUCUCAAAUGAGGAAAAUCGGAACAGAUAAGAAGAUUACUGACAGUGUGGUUGAAAAUGCCAAGCACAAACUUAAGGCGAAAUUACACCAAGAAAGAGACUCCUCAAAAGGCAUGGUAUCUGCGAUGGCUGCUGAAACUUCAGUAUUUAAAAAACUCUUAAACUUGAAAGAUUAUGAAAAAAUCAUUGAUGAUUUGAAAGUUUCUGAUAUUACAGCAAUUGCAUCAAAAGUCACAAAAACCAAACCAGCAAUGGCUGCAGUUGGUCGAUUACAUUCAACACCCCAUUUAGAUGAAUUGUUAUAAGUGUACAUUUGUAGGUUGAACUUUUAAAUACGCCAACUGAAAUCAAUUAAAAUACAUUUAGAAACAUCAAAAUUUAUUUCUUUUAUAUUGUUGUCUGUCAUUACAAACUUUACAUUAUUUAAAAGAAAUAUUAUUUUUACUAUUACAUAAAGAUAAAAAAUUUUGCGCCAUCCUAAUAAUGCUUAACUGAUUAUAUCAUGUAUCUUUUGAUUAAGAUAGUUUCUCAAAAUUCUGUGAAUAAUUUCUUUGAAUGCCAGACAUUGUAUUUAAAUUUUGUACAAUAAUGUAUACUUGCCAUUUAAGUUUCAAAUAAACUAGUAAA